UGUCUCUCACUGCCCCACUUUACAACACACUCUCUCUCUCUCUCUCUCUCUCUAAAACAAAGUAUAAACCCUUUCUCUCUCUAAAAUCUCUGAUUCCAAUGGCUUCACUCUCUCUCCUACGCCAAAACAGCUUCUUCUCCGCCACCCUCUCGAGCCAACCCAAACCGAAAUAUGCAUCUCCAGGAAGAGUCCGAAUGUCACUCCAAGAAAACGCACCAACAAUCGCCGUCGUCGGAGUCACCGGCGCCGUCGGCCAAGAAUUUCUCUCCGUCCUAUCCGACCGAGACUUCCCAUACAGCUCCAUCAAAAUGCUGGCUUCAAAACGCUCCGCCGGCCGCCGCCUAACAUUCGAAGACAAGGAGUACGUCGUGGAGGAGCUGACGGCGGAGAGUUUCGACGGCGUCGACAUUGCUCUGUUCAGCGCCGGAGGGUCAAUCAGCAAGGAGUUUGGUCCUAUUGCUGUGGAAAGAGGAGCAAUCGUUGUUGAUAAUAGCUCUGCUUUUCGAAUGGAUGAGAAUGUUCCGUUGGUGAUUCCUGAAGUGAACCCUGAAGCUAUGGCUAAUAUCAAAGUUGGAAUGGGAAAAGGGGCUCUCAUUGCUAACCCUAAUUGUUCCACCAUUAUUUGUUUAAUGGCUGCUACACCUCUUCAUCGACGUGCCAAGGUGUUGCGUAUGGUUGUUAGUACCUAUCAAGCUGCUAGUGGUGCUGGUGCUGCUGCAAUGGAAGAGCUUGUGUUGCAAACUCGUGAGGUAUUGGAAGGAAAACCGCCAACUUGUAAAAUAUUUAACCGACAGUAUGCUUUUAAUCUGUUCUCACACAAUGCACCUGUUCUUUCAAAUGGAUAUAACGAAGAAGAAAUGAAAUUGGUCAAGGAGACUAGAAAAAUUUGGAAUGACAAGGACGUUAAAGUUACGGCUACAUGUAUACGAGUUCCUGUCAUGCGCGCUCAUGCCGAGAGUGUGAAUCUUCAAUUCGAGACACCACUUGAUGAGGACACUGCAAGGGAUAUUUUGAAGAAUGCUCCGGGCGUAGUGGUUAUUGACGACCGCGAAUCCAAUAACUUUCCUACUCCAUUGGAAGUGUCAAAUAAGGAUGAUGUUGCGGUUGGCAGGAUUCGCCGUGACCUGUCUCAGGAUGGGAAUCAAGGGUUGGAUAUUUUUGUAUGCGGGGAUCAAAUUCGCAAGGGAGCUGCACUUAACGCAAUCCAGAUUGCCGAGAUGUUGCUAUGAGUUCUGAUAUGUCACGGUUUUGGUUUCUCAGAAUUAAGUUGUUUUGAAUAUGCUAGAUGGAAGCUGUCAUUCUUUGUUUUUGUAAGAUUUAUAGCUCUUUAGCUAGUCAAAAAGACUUAUUUACAGGAUGUGGUAAUACACUAUAGCUUGAACAAUUUUUUUUCCAUGGCCUUAAUUGCACACUUUGUGUAGUCAGCUCCUUUCAUAAUAACAAGCAUUGGUUAUGCCAUUGGGCAUUACUCCUUGAACUUAGGAGUGUGAAUAUAUGAACUAAGGAAAUGGAUUCCCUGUAGUUAAAUAGUAACUGCAUGGUAAUCUUGAUCAUCCAAUUUGGAUCAAUAA
Messenger RNA from Cicer arietinum (chickpea), 1571 nucleotides. RefSeq lists its product as uncharacterized. Gene Ontology annotation, molecular function: protein dimerization activity; NAD binding; NADP binding. The record is from RefSeq and is a predicted model, not a curated record. Gene Ontology annotation, biological process: L-threonine biosynthetic process. Lineage: Eukaryota; Viridiplantae; Streptophyta; Magnoliopsida; Fabales; Fabaceae.